CAACUGGAGUGAAAACGUAUCCAGCAACUCGUUUUCGACUAUAUCGUUCACUCAACAGGAAUUCCACACUGACAUGGAGGUGACGUGGAUCGUGCUCGUUCUGACAGUGUUCCAGUCGGAGGCCGCUUCUUUGCAGGGACGUAAGGCGGGCCACCUCACAGGCGAAGUGGUCGCCAUAUACGAGUGCCCGGAUUUUGAGGGAAACAGUUUUCGAUUCGGCCGGAAUCUAACCCGGCUCAAAGGCCCCAAUGGCGAGUUCGGCGCGUCAACAAGUUUUGAUGUGUUGAGGGGAACGAAAUCCAUAACCAAGGGCAACAUUCGCUUUGAAUUUUGCUCUCAAGGAGUGACAAAGAUUUGCGAGAACUACAGUAACUGGCGGAUUGGCAAAGACGGCUGCGCAUUGUGGACCAACAAGUUCACAAUGUGGAACAAAUUUGUAGACACUAUUCAUCCCAGAUUCGAGUGCCCAUUCCGAGAGGGCCACUACGUUGUGACCAAUGCGACGCUCGAUGUUCGGAAGUUGGAAUUGAUUGCCGUGGAGGACCGAGAGUGGAUUGCGACCGUGCAAGCGUACGGCGACAAAGAGGAACCUUGGGUCUGCGCUGUCUUCCACGUCAAGUUGUACCGCACCGGGCGGCGCAGGGCACCCUUGUAGCACGAGCACUUCCAACAACGCCAACUGCGUGCGGAGUUGCUUCGAUCAAUCGAUUGCUCUGCUUCUUCACAGUAAAAACUCGACGAAGAUUCGCUUCGUAAUACGAGGAAAAUGAAGGCAUUGUAAAAUCUACGAAGAAAUGCUUCAUAUUAUGGAGCAAAAUCCUUCGUAAUACGAAGCAUUUCUUCAUAAUACGAAGCAAUUCUACAACGCCUUCAUUUUCUUUGUAGUUACGAAGCAAAUGCUUCGUAGGCUUUUAAGGGUGUUGAUAAAAGACAAGACCACUCCAGAUCUUGCGAAUAAGAUUGACUGAGAGUGCUGUGAAAUUUUUUGAAACAGUCAUGCCAAGAUGGAUCGUCGCAACAAAGUUGAAGGCAACGCAUCAUAGAGAGGGGAGCAGCGAGCAGCCACGUCGUGUUCUGUUAGCUGCCGACGCCUGGCUGCAUUCACUCACCAUUUAUAGAGAUUUCAAGUGCCUGACUAUAUCUAAAAAAAAAAAA
Thrips palmi is the source of this 1155-nucleotide messenger RNA. RefSeq lists its product as uncharacterized. The transcript has 6 exons. The record is from RefSeq and is a predicted model, not a curated record. The coding region runs from base 74 to 655 and encodes 193 amino acids. NCBI's taxonomy places the organism in Eukaryota, Metazoa, Arthropoda, Insecta, Thysanoptera, Thripidae.